Mauremys reevesii (Reeves's turtle) is the source of this 2668-nucleotide messenger RNA. RefSeq names its product heterogeneous nuclear ribonucleoprotein C-like 2. The transcript is spliced from 7 exons. The record is from RefSeq and is a predicted model, not a curated record. Gene Ontology annotation, molecular function: RNA binding. Bases 152 to 787 code for a protein of 211 amino acids. Gene Ontology annotation, cellular component: nucleus. NCBI's taxonomy places the organism in Eukaryota, Metazoa, Chordata, Testudines, Geoemydidae.
UACGGUCCUCUGGUACAGCCUCACUCCCGACGUCCGUUGGCCGGCGGGGCAGGAGCUGUUGGCGAGCGGGGCGCGCGCGAGCGAGUGGGAGCCGCGAGCUGCAGCGGGCAGAGCCCCGCGUCCGCCUGGCACCAGGCCCCGGCCCGGGGGCAUGACUCUGUUCGGCGGCGAGGCCGGGGGCUGGAGAUAUUUGGACAUGGCCAGAGAACCCAAGCCGAGCCGAGCCAGGCCUGGACAGAAGCGGCAGCAUGGCGGCACCCUCUACCACAGUAACUGUGACCUGGACUAUGAGCUCUACAGGGACGAUUUCCCGUACAGGGUGUACGAGUACCAGAAGAUCCCGCCCCUUAUUAAUCGCAUUCCGGUCAAGACCAGACGAGCCCACGUGGGGGCAGGGGGCAAGAGCAGCCUGAUCUCCCACCCGGGGCCGAGAGGCAGCAGCAACGCACCACUGGGGCGGACAAAGCUGCGUGCCGAAGAGCUGCAUUCCAUCAAGGGUGAGCUGAGCCAGAUCAAAGCCCAGGUGGACAGUCUGCUGGAGAGUCUGGAUCGGAUGGACCAGCGGCGGGAGCGGCUGGCAGGGGAGAGAGGCUCCAAGGAGGGGGAGAAGAAGAAGAAGGCUCAGGUGAGCGAAGAGCCCUCGUACCCGGCGGGGGAGCCGCAAGGGAAGGAGAGCCCAGCUGCCGACGCGCCGAGCGACCUGAGGGACAUCGACAGUGAGGAGGAGAGCACAGACACCGAGGAGACGAUGAAAAACCACACGUCAGACCCGGAGGGCAGCCAGUAACCGGCCUGGGGCGCCGCAGCCAUCCCCAGGUUGGCUAGCAUUUCCUUUCCUGUGUUUGUAUUUCUUUCAAGGCCGCCAGCUGGGGCCACACGUGACAUGAGUGUACCCGGUCUCAGCGCUAGCGCAACAAAGCCGUGUCCCGCGCCUCAUCAUUUCCGCCAGCACGAGACCCCACACGCUGAGGGAAAUCUCUGUGUUAUGAUUGUUCCUUUUAGCAGUGGGGGGGAAAUGUAGUGUGGGGGAAGGGCAGGUCGAAAGCCCCCGAGGAGCUAGACUGGCUGGCCCCCGGUGGUGGAGUUAAGACCCAUGUAGAAAUCCAGGCAGCCCUCGCUUUGCCCGCAAACGGCACUGUUGGAACAAGAGGGGGUGUUGGCUCCCAGGCCAGGCCAUUGCUGUACACGGCCCUGUACCGCUGCAAGGUUCCCCUCCCCGGCCCCACGUCACCCCUCUCCUGCUCAGGGACUAGCCGUCACGCUCAGGCCUCGUGCAGCAUAGAGCUCCCAUCAUUCCCUGUUCUUCCUGUGUGCCUCAUUGCGGCGUCUUGCCCUGCCUCUGGGCCUUGAUUGGUUGAGAGAUGCCUGGUGCCGCAGGAAAAACACCCAUGGCUUCGGCCACUCUGCUCGAAUGCCAGCUUCAUCCGGUGCAGAACAGGGACCUGCUGGGGGACCCUUCCCAUCGCCUCCCUGCGUGACCCUUGUCACUGAGCUGGAAAACGAAUCUCAGUGAACCUUGCAAUGAAGCGUGCCCAGAAAGAGCCAAAAUGUCACCCACUCAUGGGCGCAGCAGGCCCCCGCUCUGGCCCAAGUCAACAUUGAAGGCCCCGAGUUCUCUCUGCGCCAUGUCGUUCAGAGCAGGAUUUCCAUGCCCCGCUGGGAUGGUGAGGCUCUUGCAGUACGGCAGAGCGAGCAGGGAAGCAGCAGGCACUUAUUCCUGCCUCAGCCAAUGCCUACCACAAGGGUAGCGCAGGGCUGCAGCGUGCUGACCCGCAGACAAAACGCUCCAGGACUGGACUUGCUGCUUCCUUGUGCUGCUCAUGGAAAUCUCAAGGAGGCAGAACUCUGCUGGGACAGAAUGAGAUUGUCAGCUACAGCUCAGACCCUGGGCCUCAGCCACAUCCCCAGCGUUCAGUCUCUCAGACUCGCUGCUCACUCUGCAGGGGCCUGGCUGUGAACCAAGGGCGAUCCCUUCCCAGCAGGGCUGCUAGGGUAACAAACAUUCCCCCUUCUGUGGAGUCACUGGGAAGCCGCAGAGCGAGAAAUAUCGUUUCCAUGUGCCAGAGACAGACUCCCUGGCCUGGAGAUUUUACAUCUAAACCUCAAGGUUAGAGGACAGCACUGGGAGGCAGGUUUGAGCUCUACACCCAGCUCUGACACUGGCCUGCUGGGUAACCUUGGCCAAGUCACUUCGCCAAGUCUCUUGUGCCUCAGUUUCCCCAUCUGCAAAAGAGGGACAAUAUACAAGCCCCUGCACAGGUUCAUUGGGAGACUAUCUGCUGACCUGUAUGUGAAACAUUUGGACCUGGCUUCACUAGGGAAAAGGUGUGGGUAACCUCUGUAACAAUCCUAAUGUAAACACGGCCGUUGUUUUUAGCCUGGCUUGGUAGGAGGGGGUAUUUGUUUUAGAAGAACACCCACGUGUUCUAGCUCCAGGACCCCAGUGUGUGAAAUGCUCUACAAACACCCACCAUAAAGCUGAUCCGUGCCCCGUGGAGCUCACACGCCAAGAGCUGGAGCCAGGCAGCCGGGGGCACCAGGGAACAAUGACAGCACUGGGUAGCAGGACAGGCAGAGGGCUCAGCACUCCAGCAGCCUCAUUGUUGUCACGUUUUUUGUCGGCAUCGCAGCAAAGGAGAGUUUUAAGGAAGGGUUGGAAGGUGGAUAA